Messenger RNA from Chaetomium fimeti, 3670 nucleotides. RefSeq names its product glycosyl hydrolases family 38 N-terminal domain-containing protein. The record is from RefSeq and is a predicted model, not a curated record. Gene Ontology annotation, cellular component: fungal-type vacuole membrane. Gene Ontology annotation, molecular function: alpha-mannosidase activity; carbohydrate binding. Lineage: Eukaryota; Fungi; Ascomycota; Sordariomycetes; Sordariales; Chaetomiaceae. Gene Ontology annotation, biological process: mannose metabolic process; oligosaccharide catabolic process. The coding region runs from base 290 to 3535 and encodes 1081 amino acids. The transcript is spliced from 2 exons.
CCUGCCUUCUCUGUGUUACCGGUCCUCAUUUAUACUGUUUCACUCCUUCCCGGCACCUGGGCACACACACUCAACAACUCACUUUCUUCCUCAAGGAAUUUCUGUAUUUAAAGCCGCUUGGAGGAGUUGACUCCUCAGCGUCUAAGGCAGCAAAGGCACAGCCGUUUCCCAUCUCAAAUCCCACCUUUCCCUUCGUCUUUCACUGCUUCAAAUCUCACCGCUGUUCUUCUCCAUUAUCUCAUCUCCAUCCCUCACUGCCUCCCAAGUUUACUACCCUGGCAUCAACACAAUGGGUGGCGAGACACGAGUCCAGAAGGGCCCCCGGAGCGACUAUCCCCUCCGCGCCCCAAAGCCCGUGGGCCAGAUGAUAUCCAAGAUCUACAAGGAACGAAUCGGCCAGUUCUACGCGGGCGGCCAAUAUGAGCACCAGAAUCUCCGCGCCAUGAUGAACGAGGGCGUCGUCUCCGGCGAGCCCAACGUCCAACUCUCGGUUUGGCACGCCCCGGACCAAACCCGGCCUACCUUUAAGAACGCCACGUCCCAAGAGUUCAAAAAGACCACCGUGGGAGAAUCGUUUGGUCCGGCUUGGACGACCCAUUGGUUCAGAGUCAUCCUGAAAGUUCCCAAAGAGCUUCAGGACAAGCGGCUUCUCGAGCUUCAUUGGGAUGCGAACAAUGAAGGCCUGAUUUGGAAUGAGAGCGGCCACCCGCUUCAAGGCCUCACAGGCGGUGGUGAGCGCGUGGAAUGGAUCCUGCCGGACUCGUUCCGCGAUGGAAAGGAGCACACCAUCUACAUCGAAAUGGCCUGUAACGGCAUGUUUGGGAACGCUCCUGGCGGGGAUUCCAUCCAGCCGCCAGAUCCCAACAAGUAUUUCCGGCUUAAUCAAGCUGAAAUCGUGGCUGUCGACCCGGAUGCUCGCCAACUUUACAUCGACAUCUGGGUCAUCGGCGAUGCCGCGAGAGAGUUCCCCGAAGACUCCUGGGAGCAGCACAAGGCACUCAAGACUUGCAACGAGAUCAUUGAUACCUUUGAAAUUGGCAAUAGAGAGUCGUUGAAGAUCUGCCGCACCAUUGCCGAGGACUAUCUGGGGUCCAACGUCAACUCGGCCAAGGUUUAUGAUAGUGGCAAAGAGCCGGUCGUCUAUGGCAUUGGGCACUGCCACAUCGACAGCUGCUGGUUAUGGCCUUUUGCCGAAACGAAGCGGAAGGUUGCUAGGUCGUGGUCCAACCAGUGCGACUUGAUGGACCGUUAUCCCGAGCUCAACUUUGCCUGCUCUCAGGCUCAACAGUACAAAUGGCUUAAGCAGCUGUACCCCUCUGUCUUUGACCGCGUCAAGAAGAAGGUUGCGGAGGGCCGCUUCCACCCUAUCGGAGGCAGCUGGGUUGAGCACGAUACCAACAUGCCGAGCGGUGAGUCGCUUGUCCGCCAGUUCUUGUACGGCCAGCGCUUCUUUGAGAGCAACUUUGGAAGCCGCUCCCAAACCUUUUGGCUCCCGGACACUUUCGGUUACUCGAGCCAGCUACCCCAGCUUUGCCGCCUGUCAGGCAUGACGCGCUUCCUCACGCAGAAGCUCAGCUGGAACAAUAUCAACCGCUUUCCCCAUACCACCUUCAACUGGGUUGCCCUGGAUGGUUCCCAGGUAAUGUGCCACAUGCCCCCCGCCGAGACAUAUACCGCCGAAGCCCACUUCGGCGAUGUCAAACGCAGCAUGUCGCAGCACAAGUCCCUCGACCAGGACCCCACAUCGUUGCUUGUCUUUGGCAAGGGCGAUGGAGGCGGCGGCCCUACCUGGCAGCACCUCGAGAAGCUUCGCCGGUGCCGUGGUGUCAGCGACAACGUCGGCCUCCUGCCUCGUGUUCACUUGGGCAACUCAGUCGACGACUUCUUCGACAAGCUUGAACGAAAAGCCGACUCCUUUGUGACAUGGUAUGGCGAGCUAUAUUUCGAGCUGCACCGUGGUACAUACACGACUCAGUCAAACAACAAGCGUGACAACCGCAAGUCCGAGAUCGUCCUUCGAGACUUGGAAUUGCUGGCUACGAUUGCGUCAAUCAAAGAUAAGUCAUACAAGUAUCCGAAGAAGGAGAUCGAUGCCAUGUGGGAGUCGGUACUUCUCUGCCAGUUCCAUGACUGCCUCCCAGGUAGCUCUAUCGCGAUGGCCUACCGAGAGUCUGACGAAAUGUAUGCCGAAGUUUUCAAGACUGCUGAGAGCGUCCUGAAGGAUAUUUCAAAGGUCCUUGGUGUAUCCCAAGUCCCGACCACAACCGUCGCGGACGGCAUGGCUUUGAACACCCUGCCGUGGCACCGCAAGGAAAUCGUCGACAUAUCGGAAGACGAUGCUGCUGUUGCUUGCGGAAACGGCCCAUUGAUGAAGCUGCGGACUCUCAAGACGAACCAAGACGGUGCUCUCGUCUCUGUCAAGGAAGUGUCUCCAGACGUCUUUGUCCUCGAGAGUGAUCAACUCAGGGCCAGGGUGGAAGCCGGCGUGAUCACGUCGCUCUAUGAUAGGCUCGCUGAGCGCGAAGUCAUCCCGAAGGGGCAAAAGGCCAACCAGUACAUCAUUUUCGACGACAAGCCUCUGUACUGGCAGGCCUGGGACGUUGAAGUCUACCACCUCGAAACCCGCAAGCCCCUCAGUUCAGGCGAGACCAAGAUCCACGAACAGAAGAAGCACCGUGUUAGCCUUGUUACCCAGACCAAGAUCAGCGACAAGUCGUCUAUCAAGACAAUUCUCACACUCGCUGCCGCCAUUCCGGGUCAGCAAUCCCAUAUCGAAGUUAGCAGCACCGUCGAGUGGCACGAAACCAUGAAAUUCCUGAAGGUCGAAUUCCCCGUCGACAUCCGCAACACCGAAGCCUCGUACGAGACGCAGUUCGGCGUUGUCCGCCGCCCGACCCACUACAACACCUCUUGGGAUAUGGCCAAGUUCGAAGUCUGCUCGCACCGCUUCGCUGACCUGUCGGAGCACGGCUACGGCGUAUCCAUCCUCAACGACUCCAAGUACGGCUUCGCCACGGCCGGUAACGUCAUGCGCCUUUCGCUGCUGCGUAGCGCCAAAGCCCCCGACGCCGACGCCGACAUGGGCACCCACCACAUCCGCUGGGCCAUUUUGCCGCAUCAAGGCGCCCUGUCGCACGUCACCGUGCGAAGGGCUGCCGAGUUCAACAGCCCGCUCAAACUCCUCUCUGCUCCCUCUCCCGCGGCCGCGCUGGCUGCCUUCUCGGAGCCGCCCGUGUAUCUCGCCUCGGACUCGAGCAAGGCGUUGGUGCUCGACACAGUCAAGCGCGGGGAGGACGACGAGGAUGUGUCGCGCGGGGAACUGCCCGUCAAGGAGGGGCGGAGUGUCAUUGUGCGGCUGUACGAUAGCCUGGGCGGCAGGGCGCGCGGCACCGUGGUCACGACGUGGGAUGUGAAGCGGGUGUACAAGGUCAACCUUCUGGAAGACGAGCUGGAGGAGGUGGCCUUUGAGGGAGGUAAGUUCGCAGUGGACUUGAGGCCGUUUGAGGUUGCUAGUUACAAGUUGCAGUUGGCGUAGAGGGUUGUUAAGUUAUCGGGUUUGAUGUGUUGUGUGUAUUGUGCGGAUGGAUAUCUAUCGGAACUAGGGGGUCAUGGUAGGUAACGAGGAGUUCAUUGAUGUGUUUAUCAGAAAUAUUAAAUGGCGUUACGAAAC